AUGGGUCCAAAGAAGCAACAAGAAUUAUCGACUAUGCGGCGACUAUUUGGUGUUGAAAUGGCUGAUUUUCAAUCAUGGUCGAGUUUUGUUAAACUAAUGAAUCGCCCAGAAGAUCCAAGUUCAUUAGCAGCAUUUCGUAUCUUAUUUGGCAUUCUGAUGAUGCUGGAUAUUCCUCAAGAACGUGGUAUGUCUCAUGCUGAUCUUUACUAUCCAAAUGAAGAUCGAGAGUGUCAAUUUCCAUUAUUUAAUUUUCUCGAGCCAUUCCGUGCUGAAUACAUGGUUGUCAUUUAUUUCAUCAUGUUUCUCGGUGCUGUUGGCAUCACUCUUGGCUUAUUUUAUCGUUGCUCUGCAAUCAUUUUUGCAAUAACAUACUGGUAUAUUUUUCUUCUUGACAAAACAUCAUGGAACAAUCAUUCGUAUCUAUAUGGUCUACUUGGUUUUCAACUAAUAUUUUUUGAUGCACAUCAUUACUGGUCAAUCGAUGGAUUAUUGUUUCGAAAAAAAAUUCGUAAUUCCCAUGUACCAUUAUGGAAUUAUACAUUGCUUCGAUAUCAAAUAUUUCUUGUUUAUUUUAUUGCUGGUUUGAAAAAAACCGAAUGGGAUUGGGUUGCUGGAUAUUCAAUGGAUUCAUUAGGUGAUCAUUGGGUAUUUUCACCAUUUCGAACAUUUAUGACAAUCGAACAAAUUACAUGGUUGCUUGUGCAUGUUUGUGGUUUACUCUUUGAUCUAUUCAUUGGUUUUGCUCUCUUUUUUGACCGCUCACGGCCGAUUGCCAUUGUCUUUUGUGCCGCUUUUCAUACUAUGAAUUCACAAAUGUUUAAUAUCGGUAUGUUUCCCUAUACCAUGCUUGCUACGAUUCCCGUAUUUUUUCAUAAUAAUUGGCUAAGAAAAUUCGUCAAUCGUGUUCUACCAAAAUUUCUAUAUAAAGAAGAACCAGUACAAUAUAGUUCAUCGUGUUUAUAUUCAAAAGAAGAAAUCAAACCAGAAGAAUCAAAAACGACAUCAUUAAAAUCAGCAAUUGCAAAUGCUACUUCGGUAAAACAUGCACCUGUUAAAGCAACAUUUCGUCAUAAAAUGUUGACAAUUUUUGCACUUCUUUAUCUUACUGAACAAGCAUUUUUACCAUAUUCACAUUUUAUUACUAAAGGUUAUAAUAAUUGGACAAAUGGUCUUUAUGGUUAUUCAUGGGAUAUGAUGGUACACAGUUGGCAUACUCAACACGUAAAAAUAACUUUUAUUGAUAAAUCUACUGACGAAGUUCAUUACUUAAAACCAACAGCAUGGGCAUCAGCAAAACGAUGGAGUUCUCAUGCCGAUAUGAUUGUUCAAUAUGCUCAAUGUAUAAAAGGAAAAUUGAAAGAACAUAAUUAUGAUGAUGUUGAAAUUCGUUUUGAUAUCUGGCGUUCAAUGAAUGGACGAUUUAAUCAACGACAAAUCGACCCGCGCAUUGAUUUACUUUCUGCAGAUGUUAAAUGGAGUACAUUUGAAGAUACACCAUGGUUACAACCGUUAUUAACAAAUUUAAGUGAUUGGAGAACACGAAUGCAAAAAAUUGAAAAUACAUUAUCAAGCAAAGAUCAAAAUGUUCUCGUAACAUUUGUUGCUGAUUUUCCAGGUCUCUUUCUUGAAAAUUACAUACCUCCGGAUUUGAAUACAACUAUUGAAGUACUUGAAGGUCAAAUUAUAGUUGAAUUAAUAAGUUUAAAGAAAAAUAUUACUUUAAAUGUUGGAGAAAAUACGACAGUACCAAAUGGAGAUUAUCAUAAUGUUCACACAGUAUCACCAACACCUUCAUGUUAUAUGUAUGUUUAUUUAAAUCAAUCGGAUGCUGAUAUCGUUCAAUUAUGGGAUCGAUUUUAUAAUUUAACUGAUCGAUUACUGAAUGAAACAAUUGUACGUAAUCGUCCUUUGCACAGUGAUAAAGAAGAAGCUGAUCUUGUUCGUCUGUCAUAUGAAAAUGUUUUUGAAGAAUUACGUCAUAAAACAAUUCAUGAAUUAUUAGAAAUUCCAAUUGAUUAUAAAAUUCAUAACAAAAAUGAAACAAGUACAAAUUGGACUAAUAUUCGUUUACAAUUUGAAACCAGUAUGAAUCGAUCAAUAGUUAAACGUUUAGAUUCAAAAGUUAAAGUACAAGAACGAACUCUUCGUGUAUUUAAAGCAUUGAUGAAUAGAAAAAAGAAACAAUUUUUACGAUGUUAUCACAUUGUAAAAGUUGCUUUCAAAAGUAUCAUCUUUCGUAAAGACUUCAUGCAAUUAGUUGACGAUGAAAUCAAUAAUGUUGACGACGAAAGUGGAUCAAAUACUAUUGUUACUGAAGAAUCUCCGCCUCCAUCUUCAUCAAAACCGUUGUCUUCGAAGAAAACCUCAUCAACAAAUGGUAAAACAAAAAAAAAGCAAAUCAAAAAAUAA
Molecule: messenger RNA, 2409 nt
Organism: Rotaria socialis
Lineage: Eukaryota; Metazoa; Rotifera; Eurotatoria; Philodinida; Philodinidae
Source: the annotation of a GenBank genome assembly